AAGCCAUGCGUAACCAGUCCGCGGUUGUCUCUUCAAACAUGAAGGUCGACUAUUUCACGCACGUCAGGAGGCUGAUGAUGGUGAUCGGGAUCUGGAAAGUAGACACUGGGAUGUCCAUCUCCCAAAAGCGGUUUUACCGAGUCUACUCUUUGUCCUUCCAAUUGUUCUGUCAUUCGGUGGCGUUCUCGUCGCUUGCAGAGAUUCCAUCGCUGGUAAAAUCCAACGUGGGCGCUGCGAUGGACAACGCGAAUAGGUUCGUCGUAUAUGUAGUCAUCAUCAUCAAGAUGAUCGUCUGGCAGUCCAGAAGGAUGGUCGACCUGCUAGGGGUAGUCUUGGAGCAAAACCAGCAGAUGCGAAGUGCUACUUUGAAUGACCAGGAUAUCCUCAGAUUGUAUCUGAGACAUGUGAGGUACAACCACAAGUUCAUGUUCCUCCUUGUCUUCUCUGGAACCAUUAUAGCUUUUGCCAUAGCUGCUAUAGGAGACACAAGCGUAUAUAAAUUCGUUCAGUCGCCUGAGAAUGCCAACGCUACCGAGAAACCGUUGCUCUACCGGUAUUGGUACCCUUUGGACAGGAACGAGUACUACUUGGUCGCCUUGGCAGACCAACACGUCAGGCCGACGCUCAGUUGUUUUUGUCUAGGUGUCACGAGCGCUUCGCUCAACUCCCUGGCGAUAUUCGUCGGAAUGCAGUUGAAAGUGUUGCAACACCACUUCCAGCACUUUCGUCAGCAGCAGGAGGAAGCAUUCGACAGCUUGAAGUUGUUGUGCGCAAAACAUCAACAUCUGAUAGAGUUUUAUUUUAGAUAUACCAUAGAGUUCAGCGAAUCGCUCAAGCACAUAGUGCUGCUAGAUUACAGCGUGUCAUCGAUCACAUUCGCGAUGCUGAUCCUCCAGAUCACCACCGGAGAAAAAUUAGUGAUUAGCGCCACCAUAUUGACGUUCACCACGCUUCAGCUGAUGACGUUUUCGUGGAACUGCAACGAGAUCAUAGUGCAGAGCACUGAGCUGACUACAGCGCUUUUCAAAAGCGACUGGUACGAUCAGGAUAAACCUGCCAAAGUACUGAUCCACAUAAUGAUGAUGCGGUGUCAGAAACCUCUGUGUUUGCGUAUCGGCUGGUUGGGAGUGAUGGAUUUGGAAGCCGGAAUAUCGGUCGACUAUUUCACGCACGUCAGGAGGCUGAUGACGGUCAUCGGCAUCUGGAAAGUGGAAAAUCCACGCCACUCGAUGUUGCGAAAACGGAUCUACCAAGUCUACUCGGUGUCGUUCCAAAUGUUCUGCUAUUCCGUGGCUUUGUCGUUACUUGCCGAAAUACCAGCGUUGGCAAGGUCUGACGUCAUGGGCGCGGUGGACAACGCGAACAGAUUCACCGUGUACAUAGUCAUCAUCAUCAAGAUGAUCGCGUGGCAAUCUACAAGGAUGGUCGAUCUGCUUGGAGUCAUGUUGGAACAAAACUUGCAAAUAAAAGCUGCGUCACGCGCUGACCUCGCGAUCCGCAGGUUGUAUCGAAACCACGUGAGGUACAAUCACAAAUUUGUGUUCGUCCUUGUCUCCUCCGGGGUUGUUAUAUCGCUUAGCAUUUCUACGGCAGGAUUCGUGGGCGUGUAUCGGUUCAUCCAUUCUCCGGAAAAUAAAAACAGUACCGAAAAACCGCUGCCCCUCAAGUUCUGGUACCCUUUCGACAGUAAGCAGCACUUCCUGCUAGCCUUGGCGGACCAAAACAUUAGGCCGACUUUCAGCUGUUUUUGCCUCGGUGUGACUAGUGCGUCACUCAACUCCCUGGCGAUAUUCGUUAGGGUCCAGUUAAAAGUGUUGCAGCACCAUUUCAAGCACUUUCGCGGUGGGCUGGAAGCGGCCAUCGACAGUUUGAGGCUGCUGUGCAUCGAACACCAACGUUUGAUAGCAUAUACGAUAGAGUUCAGUGAAUCGCUCAGGUACAUAGUGAUGCUGGAUUAUACGGUUUGCUCUGUCACAUUCGCGCUUUUGAUUUUUCAAAUAGCAACGGGAGAGGAGCUGUUAAUCAACUUCACCAUAUUAACGUUCACCAUCUUCCAGCUGAUGACGUUUUCGUGGAACUGCAACGAGAUUAUAGUGCAGAGCACAGGGCUGGCGGACUCGCUUUUCGAAAGUGACUGGUACAAUCAGGGUCAGCACGCGAAAGUACUGAUCCACGUAAUGAUGAUGCGGUGUCAGAAGCCUCUGAGUCUGCGUAUAGGAUGGCUGGGAGUGAUGGAUUUAGAUGCGGGGCUCUCGAGGCUGAAAUUAGGUUAUUCUUACACCUCGAUUAUGAGAAACUGA
Cylas formicarius (sweet potato weevil) is the source of this 2300-nucleotide messenger RNA. RefSeq lists its product as uncharacterized. Gene Ontology annotation, cellular component: plasma membrane. The record is from RefSeq and is a predicted model, not a curated record. Gene Ontology annotation, biological process: detection of chemical stimulus involved in sensory perception of smell; sensory perception of smell. Bases 6 to 2300 code for a protein of 764 amino acids. Gene Ontology annotation, molecular function: olfactory receptor activity; odorant binding. The transcript has 13 exons. Lineage: Eukaryota; Metazoa; Arthropoda; Insecta; Coleoptera; Brentidae.